Molecule: messenger RNA, 3261 nt
Organism: Acipenser ruthenus (sterlet)
Lineage: Eukaryota; Metazoa; Chordata; Actinopteri; Acipenseriformes; Acipenseridae
Gene: cyyr1
Product: cysteine/tyrosine-rich 1
Exons: 4
Coding region: 537-1007 (156 amino acids)
Source: RefSeq, a predicted model, not a curated record
UGUAUCUUUAAAGUGCUCUGUCCCCUCUCCUUGCCUUGCCUCCCGCUGAGUUGUAAUUUGAGAGAGAAGCUAAAAAUGCAGGAAGGGUAAAGACGCAGCGAUGAUGCACAUAGACAUACAGGCAGGGGAAAAAUCUGGGAAUUAAAACAAAGAGAGGAAGUCAAACAGUAAACUGAACACAGGAACACAAACCGAGGAAAAGUUAUGCUGCUCGCGGAUGGUGACGUGAGCUAGACAGACACAGCAGAAUGGUAGCAAUUUAGACAAAACGUCAUCACCAACUAGCAGCUAACUGGGAUUUUGUUAUAUACAUUUUAAAAAUAUAAAUAUAUAUAUAUUUAAGCAGUCUGGUUUUAGUCUUUGAUAAGAAACUUCUCUCAACCCCCCGAUGCCCGCUCUGCAUCCCCUUGAAAACGUGUCGAGCAGACUGCUGGUAAAAAAAAAAAAAAGCCGGAGGAUCAACUUCCGCUAGCCUAAAAAGUUUGAACAGCAGAGCGCGGAGCGAGGACAGAUUGUCUUGGGAACAGUCUCUCUGGAUGGACACGGCGGGCACGAAGAGGACUAACUCCGGACUGAAGCCACUACGGGACGGCUUGCUGCUCUGGGUCUUUGUAGGGGGGUGUCUGGCGGACUGUGAUGUGUGCAGCAGGUACUGCUGUGAUGGCUCUCCUCCCUUCUGCUGCUCCUACUACGCUUAUAUCGGCAACGUCCUCUCGGGCACUGCCAUCGCAGGGAUCGUGUUUGGCAUCGUAUUCCUGAUGGGAGUGAUCGCGGGCGUGGCCAUCUGUAUCUGUAUGUGCAUGAAGAGUGGGCGGAGCUCCCGCGUGGGCGUCUUCAGGAAUCCUCACAUCAGCACCAUCGGGGGCUAUCCAGCGGCGCCCCCUCCGUACAACUAUGAGUUUGAGAUGGAUUACCAUGCCGACCUGCCACCUCCCUACACCCCCACUCCUCCCAGGACUGUCCCCUAUUCUCCCCCUCCACCCUACCCAGGAUACUCGAGGAAGUAGCCUCCCCCUGCCCAGCUCUACACCUCUCACACUGUACACAACGAAAACUGAAGAGGACUACCUGAAGACAGCACAGCCCCCUGCUGGGUCAAACUGAGCACUGAGAAAUCAUACCAUAUAUGUGGCCAUACAUUUCAAAGACUUCACAUGUUUAAUUUAAUUUUAGGAUGAAAUAAUGACAUGCAUUCUAGUCACAGUGCAACCCCCUAUAUUAAGGAGCAAUGAAUGGAUUUGCAUAUUUAUUGCUCCUUGAAGUAAUAUGCCUGAAGCUGAAGCUGAAGCCCCAGAAACAAGGAACUGAUGUUGUCCAAUUUAACUAAUAAAGUAGUAGUAAGACAUCUAUUUAGAGUUAAUUAAUUAUAUGACCACGUUUUAUCCGUACACACCUUGAAAGUUUUAGAUCAGCACGGUUAUUUCCGAGGUGUCCCAAGUUGCUCUUGCACAGUUCUGUGUGGAAAACAUCAGUGUUGGAAGGAAAGGUUCUAAUAUUCUGUGUAUAAGCACAUGCACAUUAUUUUAUUCAUGUAAAAAAAGAUUUAAUACAUUUAUAAUGCUGCAGCAAAACCGCUGUUUUGUGCAUCUAAGUUGUUCAAAAACAGUUUUGUUUAAGCAAUUUUGUUUAGUAAUAAUUCACUGAAUGUUCUGGUUUUUGUUACUUAAUAUUAAUGUUGGAUUGACACAUUGUAUAAAAUGUUUACUUGACCUGGUGUCUCUCAACACAGUUGCAAAAGAAGUUUGAAUUGUUUUAGUAGGAAUCUUGUUUCUGAAGUUCAGGGGCACAAGGAAAGAGCAAAAACAUUCAGAGUGAUAUUCAUGAAGCUGGUGAACACCUUAAAAUAAAAACAUUACAGUGUUAAGUACUAUACUAUAAAAUUGAAUAAAACCCUGUAUAGUUUACUAUAGUUAAUGUUACGUCUUCAGAGUAGAGGAAUCUGAGGUGGAGGGAGUGCCUUUGUUUAUUGCUGUGGUCGAACACCAGAGUUUGGAAUCCCAAUGAAAGUGAAUGGCAGAGAGGUUCAUUUUGAUGUAUCAUGUGGUAUACUGCUAUAUACUUUAGUUUUGGCCACUGCUAUAGAAUAUGGCAUGUAUACAGUAGUAUGGGAAACAUACUGUAUUGUUUUAUAAUUAUUAUUGUUAAAACAUACUGUGUAUUGACUUUAUGAGGUUAGUUAAUUUGAGCAAAAAAAUAUAGCAGAGGAGGAACACACCAGACAUUUGUUAAAGGUGUUUUCAAAACAUGUUUUUGAAUAAUCUGGUUAAAAUGUGAGCAACUUGCUAUAAACUGAAAGUAAUGAAGAUGUCUUCUGCUCUAAAAUAUUCAGAUAGAUUGCAGUGGACUACAGAAUGUGUGUUUUUUUAAUAUAAUAAUCCUAUGGAUACAAUAGUAUAUAUAAAAUGUUAAGUUCUCAAAGGAUAUGGGAUUACACUGGACAAACAAAGAGGGCUGCUUUUAUUUGGUUGUCAAGUAUGGACGGGACCAGUCGCAUGUUGUAUACUCUUUUUUUUGUUAAAGUUCCUCCAUCCUCAGCAACGUUAGCUUUAACGCUCUGCAUGUUGUGGGUAAUUGAGACUGACAUACAGAAAUGACACAUAAUUAAUGCUUUGAAAAUUAUGCAAGAGAAAUGAUCUGUGAAUGGUAAAAACUGUAAUUGGUUAAACAAUAGUGUGUAAUUUAUGGACUAAGGACUGUUCUGUUGAAUGGAUGAAUACAAAAUAUUUCAUAAUAAUAUUCCCACAUUUACGUUGCCAUACGAUCAUAAGACCCUCCGUAACAGUCUUGGCUCACACUGAAGGAUUGCCUGAGCUUGACUAUCUCUGUGGCAGAGUUUCCGUUCUUACCUGCGUUCUGUCCAGAAGAGUUAACCUCCUGUCAUGAACACAGGAUUGAUAACUAUGUGCAGAGAGAGAGAGCAAAGCAAAGCCUUCAUUUCUGUUGAACCAGCUUGUGUUGUUUCUAAGCAGCAUGAUGGGGAAUGUCUGAGCGUGGAUUUUGGUUAAAGAUGGAUGGGAAUGCAGAUGUUUUACAGCUAUGAUCUGAAUACCGAGAAUUUUUUUUUUUUUUUUUUGUCUCGCAACAUACCAGGUUAGAUAAUGGAAAUGACCUUUGUAAUUGUUUUAACAGCUGAAAAUAUUUGAAGGACUGAAAAUUUAGAAUUCACCUUGAGAAUAUAUUCAGCAGACCAAAGUGAUUUGAUUGUUGUACCUGAGAUAAGCACAAAUGACAAAUCAAUAAAAUAAAGUAAAAAUGUGUAUA